Molecule: messenger RNA, 11942 nt
Organism: Pocillopora meandrina
Lineage: Eukaryota; Metazoa; Cnidaria; Anthozoa; Scleractinia; Pocilloporidae
Source: the annotation of a GenBank genome assembly
AGGUUUUUAGCUUGAUUUCUCUCGUUGUGAUCGUGCGAUUGCUGUAGAUCCUGUCUUUAAAGAAGCCGAUUGUAUUUUUUAUUAACAUGGCUGUGUCUUGCUUGCAAUUCUCCGCUCCUAGAUACAAACACAGGCAAGAAGAAAGGACUCUUCUCCAGCCUCAAGCGUUCGAAGUCUAAAGGAGGACGUGGUAGGAAAAACGCCAAAUCGAGAUCCAUGCCGCAACUACCUCAGUCUUACGUUGAUAUGAAGUGUCAGAUAAAUGGCACUGCUACUAAAUCUAAUGAUCCAUUUAAUAUUUCUCAAUCAGCUAAAGGUGCCGAAGAAGACGGGGCUGCACCCCUGCCUUCACCAACGGAGGCUGGAGGUUUAACGGAAUGUCCCGCUCAGGAUGUUACCCCGGGCGCUUUGGUACGUCAUCUUUGAACAUUUUUAGUCGUAAAAUUCCCUUUUAAAGUAGUAAACCACCGUUGACCUGACUUUCGUUAGUAAAUCGCUAACAGAAUACUAUUGUUUUUGUUUUUAUUAUUGUCGAGCGCCCAUUUUUCCCUUGAUCUUCCGCCUUCGAGGAUUUUCAGUCAAGCAGUUUGUAGGAAUUUGUAAUUUCUAUGUUUUUUCUUCUAGGCUGGUGAUGUAGCCAGAGCGGGGAAAUGUUCAUUCUUUGCUCUUGAAGUAGAGCUUAAGGAUGGAAAAGACUUGGCAGCCCGGGACAAAACAGGUACCAGUAAUUUUAAUAAUACAGUAGUACAAUGCACGCGUGAAUGUCCGCAUAAAUCCUUCCUAAUUAUUGAGUACCAAAAAAUGCUAACAGUACUGUUAAGAUUUAAAAUUCUUAUAACGAGUAAAAGCAUCCAUAAAAAUAUACUGACUGCCUCUUUCGCAGAGAAUGAGACAGAAGAUGGACUCGAAUAAAUUAAAGGAAAACUAUUGUAAUUUAUAUGCACUAAACAGGCUUCAAGUGAAAAUUAAUAAACAAAUGGCUUAUGGAACGUUUUAAGUUUUGAGAAAACUAAACUAUGAACAACCAAAUACUCAAAUAAGAAGAGCUGUGUCUAAGUUUGAUUUAAAGGCGAAUAAUCGAGUCCAAACGUGCCAUUGCGUAGGUUGCUUGAUAAACCAAAGUCAUGCAUUUAACCUUCGAAAAUGAACCAGACACUUUGCUAAUUAUAUUGCUAUUUCAUACCAGUCAGUUGCCUUUGAUGAGGAUGAUAUUAAAACUUUGAACCAAUUUUGCCCAAAAGUUUUUCUUUUAAUCCACGGUUCCUUUUGAGAGUCAUUCAUACAUAUUCUGUGUGGUAAUAGAUAAUACUUAACCUGUAGACUUGACUACUAGUCAAACCAUUUACUGAUGUUAUUCUUAAUCAAACUAGUUUUUGUCAGAUUUGUUUGCAGAACUUAGAAUUACCUGGAAAAUUUACCAGGGUCUCUUUUAGGUUAACACCCUGUUUUGCUAUUAAUUAUUUAAUAGAAUAUUAAUUAUAGAUCUCAGCUGUAAACAAUAAUGUCAGUUUGUCAAGGUGCAAUAUAAACACACCACUUGGCAAAAGGUAUUGUUAACAAUUCUUGGAAACUUUUUCUACAUGCUGAUGUUUGAUGUCAGCAGGUGGCCUGUUUAUUUCCAAAAACCCCUUGUAUUUAUGCAAAGCAUUUAAAAGCAGUAUUAAAUGUAGAUGUAGCAUGGGUUCAAGAUAUUUUUUUCCCAAAGUUUACAAGCAAUUUUAAUCACAGCAUGCAAUCAGAUACUUAAAAAAAAUAAAGAGGAAUGUUUCCUUUACUCAUGUUUGAUUAUUAUUUAUGUAUGGUAUGUGCUGACUUUCCUAGCAUUACUGUAGCAUUUUAUUUGUACAGUGAUAUUGAGGAUAUUUUAUAUGGUUGAAAAAAAUUUACAUAUACUUUAACAUGUAAACAUGCAAAUUGAUAAUGCUAUAGUAAUGUAUAAUUUUUAUAAAUAAUCAACAGUUAGAACUUAACAUAACCUGUUAAUGACUGUAUAUUUAAAACACUAACUUUUCAUGGAAGUUCAAUUGUUCUUGGCAGGAUAUAUUGUUCCAGAGUCGGUGGUGAAUCAUUGUGAAAUUGAUAACAAUGUGCAAGCCAUGCUUUCAAGAUAGUUCAAAUAUGUAUAUACUUUUGCCGCAGUUAAAGCUCAUUUCUCAGUUUGGCUGCUUGGCUUGCAAUGAAAGAAAAGAAAUUAGAAUUUUUUCUUAAUUCUUCUAUAUCCUUGAAAAAUAAAUUGUGAUACAAGGUACUGUAUCUAAAUUAAUACUCCUGUACCUACACUGUGAGACAUGUAUACAUAUAAACAUUAUAAUGAGCAACCUAAGGGGUUGAUAAAAGUUUUUUUCUUGUAUCACUAUAAGGUACAAGGUAUGCCUUUUUAGAGCUCAUUUGUGUCCAGUAAUUACCCUCUCACUAUGAAAGGAAGAUUAUUGCUUUGAUAGAAGCUUUUAUUUAAAUGAUUGUUUAUUUGUGAUCAUUUUGUCAGAUUCUUUUAGUGUGGAAUUUCUUCAUGAAAAGCCAGUUACUAAACCUAUCACCAGGGCACCAGGUUUGAAUAAAAGCUACAGACACUAAACAUGAACAUAUCUAUAACCUUUCAUUAAAACGACUAACACACCGUCUUAUAAAUACUAUGAAUAACAAUUGAAAUGAAUGAACUUAAAUUUUGACCUCUUAGCUACCAAAGAGAUAUACAUUGACAAAGCAUACCAAUUAUGGGAAUACUACAGCUGUAGGUCUGUUGUUCAACUGCACAGAUGAAUUUGGCUGCAAACAAAAUCUCAUGUUGUUAACUUACUGUUAUCAUGUACAGAGAUAAGGUUUCCAAGCAAAACAUUUCCAUUUAUUGUCAUUGUUUAUGUCACUGGUGACUAAGAGGUAUUUGAAAUGAAUAAGGUGGAUUGUGAUAAGCUUUAAAAUUCUGGAAAAUUAAAAAACUUGUUUGUCAGAGGCUCUUUGGUUUUUUUUUUUUAAAUUGAAUGAAAAUUAAAUGUUUAAAUAGGACUUCUUUCAACAAUAAGAAAAAUAAAUGGUCAGAUUGUCCAAAUGUAUCUUUUUUCAAAAUUAAAAUGAUAAUAAAUGAAUUGAUGUCUUUUUUCAAAUAAUUAAAUUCUAAACUUUAAACAAAGGAAAAAUUAAACCUCAAGAAAACUAAAAUGGGUGUUAGAGUGUAUUUUUUAGUGGACAUUCUUAAAUGAACAUUUAUGCAUUGGGUCCUUGAAAACAUUGUGUGAUGUUUUGUUUUCAUUUCAUAAGAAGCUGCUUUUACUGAUUUUAUCAUCAUUUGUUGAUUUCAGGCACCAGUGAUCCUUAUGUUAAAUUUAAAACUGAUGGGAAACAAAUCUACAAAAGUAAAACUGUGCAGAAAAACUUGAACCCUCAGUGGAAUGAAAAAUUCUGUGUACCAAUCGAAGACAUCACUGUUCCACUCAUCUUGAAAGUACUUGACUUUGAUCGAGUUGGAAAUGAUGAUCCAAUGGGACGAGCUGUAGUUGACUUGUCAGCAAUUGAAAUUGAAAAGUAAGCCACAAUAUUUUGAAGUCAGUAUUUUCAACUCAAUUGUAUUGUUAAAAUUCCAUGACUUCUAUAUUUCAUUCUCUUUGCAUGUAACCAGAGAUUGAGAGAUGCAAGUACAUGUACAUGUUCAUGAAAAAAAAUGCUGUCUUUUUUAUCAAAGUCAAAGAAAUUUGGUAGAAAUGAGUCACUUAGAGGAAGCAGCACAUGAAGAAUUUGUCUAUAAAGUAAUAUUUUUAAAAAUUUUUGACUAAAUGAUCUUUAAUUUUAUCUGCAGACCCACAGAGAUGAUCCUUGAACUUGAAGAUCCAGAUGGAGGAAAAGAAAAGCUGGGUCAGAUAUGUGUUGUAAUCACUGUCCAACCUAAGAACUUUGAGGACAGGCAAGAGGUAAUAUAAAGAUAUAUAUGGUUAAUACACUGUAGUACAUGUCAGAGGCUGGCAGUGAGACCUAAACCAAAAUGAAUUAUUAUUCUCUGUGCUUACAUUCUCUAGUUGCCUGUGAUACUGUACACUUGUACAGAACUUAAGCCAGUUCUUGAUGAAUUUUUUUGCAGACGUUUGAACAUUUUCUGCAGUUGCUAAAUGGUACUCACAAUAACCACCAACUUGUGGUUCUAAUUUUUGCUAAUGUUAUAUUCAUCUGCGAUUUCCAAAAGGUUUCCCGGAAAGCAGCUGCAACAAAGAAAGGUCAAGCUGCAAAAGAACCAGGCAAAGCACAAUUGUGGGAUGGUAUUGUUUCCAUCAUACUUGUUGAAGGAAAAAAGAUGAUUCCCAUGGAUGAUUCAGGUUUGUGGGAUUGGAAUGUUCGAGGGUUUUUUGAAAUAGCUGCUUCUGUGGGAAAGUAGGAUGUUCCAAUCUGUAUCUGCAAAAUUAGGGACUUCUUUUUUUAUAUAAUAUGAUAGUAAAAGAAAAGUGUAAAGUAAUCAGAGGACAUUCUCCACAAUUGAACUUAAAAAUCUGUUAGACCAUCAAGAUUUAACCACAGAAUUCUCAGAUCUGUGAUGCUUAAUGAACAUGCUGGAUAGAUUGACCAGUGCAAGUCUGGAUUGGUGUUUUUUUCUUUUUUGUAAUAUUUCCAUUGUGAAUGGACAUAUAGUUACAUUCAUUUGACUAAAAAAAAAUGAAAUGGCAAAGGAUGAAAAGGUUGGAAAACAAGUUUAGUGAUGCAUUCUAUAUUAAUUUUAUAUCUUAACAUGUUCUGAAGUAAUAAACUGAGUUCCACCUUUUGGUUUUCUAGGACUCAGUGACCCAUACUGCCGUUUCCGUCUUGGGAAUGAGAAAUACAAAACCAAAGCUUGUAAAGAAACCUUGAAUCCACAAUGGAAAGAGCAAUUUGAUUUGAAAAUGUUUCCUGACUCCCCCAUGAUGUUGGAAGUUACAGUCUGGGACAGAGACAUAAGGAAAGAUGAAUUCAUGGGCAGGUGAGCUGAGAGUGUGUUAUGUACACUCACCAAGUACACGUAUCAUCAGCAAACUACUUGAAAUUAAUUUUUUUGGUUCAAAAAAUUAUCAUGCAGUAUCACUAUUCUUGUACAUUAAUCAUCUUUCAUUUUUGAUUGUCAGGUGCCAAAUUGAUUUGUCAACCCUGGAGCGUGAAAAGUCACACAAGAUUGAGGCAGCACUUGAAGAUAAUGCUGGAAUUAUAGUUAUGCAUCUGUCAAUAACAGGACUUGAUGCUCCAGGUUGUGAAUCAGAUUUGACUGCACACACAGAAAAGCCAGGAAGAAGAGGAGAGAUUGUCAAGCAAUUUCAUUUAAAGAACACACCAAAGAAGAUCAAAGAAAUUGGAUGGCUGCAGGUAAAUUAUUACUAAAUUGAACAUUGAGAUUGAGAGAUAGGUGUAAUCAUCAUAAAAUAUAACUGUGGAUUGAGAGGCUAAGGUGUGUGGGGGUCAUGUGUGGUAAUUUGAGUAAUACAAUUACUGGUACUUACAUUUAUAGGUACAAGGUGUAAUGAUGCAGUAGUUACUGGACAAUUUGUCAAGGAAACCUAAUAAAAUACUGGGUUAGGGGGCAUUUCUUCCCACUUGGAAGGAGCAAUGAAACAAAUAGACACUUCAUCCUACCCAGACCUAGCUAAGCUCUGGCACAGCACUAUGCAUUGGCCUGUUUUAGAAUCAUACAGCAUACCAGUUGUUGUAACUUCAAAUUACCACUAAUUGCCUAUCAUUUAAAUAUUAUGUCUAUUGUAAUUGUAUGUGGAGAAAAUGUGCAAGUAAAAUAUUCAAAUAGUUUUGUUAAAUUUAAUGGCUCUGAAUCUUGACAGGUAAAACUUCACCGAGCUGUUGGAUUGGCAUCGGCAGACAUUGGUGGCACUAGUGAUCCAUUUGCAGUGAUUGAGCUGAACAACCAGAGGCUUGUUACACCAACAUUGUAUAAGACUCUGAAUCCUGCUUGGGAGAAAAUUUAUGAAAUGUGAGUACAUGGACUUCGUUACCUAACUAGUCUGUGUAAGAAACAAUGACAGAUUUACACAUGUUCAGUUGUAGUUAACAGGUAAGGAAAAAAACUGACCUCCUUUGAACUGAUACUGCUACUACUAGCUUAUCAAUAAAGCCCAUACUCAUUUUUACACAAAAAUGUACCAGUCAUUCCUUUUGUGAUGUUUUAUUUCAAUCAUGUUCUGUCUAAUUUUUCAAAGUGAACAUUUCAAUUUCAUAGUCAACUUUUCAUUUUCUUAAAAUAAUUAUUUGUCUGACAAAGUGUCAAAUUUUACGAGGUAGAAACGAGGUUUGAAUGUAGCACUGGCUGCUACGUGUAGGGCUCAGAACAGUUCUAACAAAUUAAUAUGGUUCCAACAAUUCAGAUUACAACAACAGCUAAAACAGCAACACAAUCUUAAUUUUAAUUGUUUUCAUUUUAAUAGUUAGGAUUGUUCUGGCCAGCCACUGCUACACCACCGUGAGGGUGCGGGGGGAAGUUUAUCCAAAUCUAAUUACAAACACUCGUUAUCUAGAAAAUACAUUCCAAUAAGAAAAAUGACAAAAUCUUAAGUAAUGAAAUGUAAAAGGAAGGACAGAAAGAGACCAGACACUCGAUUCGAGUAUCAAUGGGCUCUAUCAAUUAUAACAUUAAAGUUAGUUAAAUAAAGUUAGUGUACUUUCCACGUCUAUCCUUACAGGACAGUGUUCGAUAUACACGAUGUUCUUGACAUUACUGUGUUUGACGAAGACAAGAGAGGUGCUCCUGAGUUUCUCGGUCGAGUAGUUAUUCCAUUACUUCAGGUAACCAUAGCAACACUCAUAUUAGGCAGUUUUGUGUCUGUUUGUAGCUAAAUGAGAAAAAAUACCGCCCUUUUUAGGCGACAAAUGGUUUUGAGUGACUUUUUAAGUAACUUGCCCAUGUUUUAGCAAUACACUAUUACCGUGGAAACUACCUCUUGGAAAACUAAGCAAAAGUAAGUUAGAUGAUUGAAGUAAGAAUGCAACUUGUCAUCGUUAGUUGUUCCCUAGCCGUGCAAAAUCUUUUGUUAUCGUGUUCACAGUUCGGGACUUUAACUUGAUAGGAUUUUCCUAUUGGUCGAUCAGUUCAAAAUGAUUGGAAUGGCAUUCAACCUUGUGCACGGUCAGAUCUAAAAAAUCAACUAAAUGAUUUCUUUUUCCACCACUCACAAUUAAAUCCGAAAUAUUUCAUCUUACCGCACUUCGAGAUUCCAAAGAGUGACACUAGUUGUGUGUUUUCAAAAAUUGACUGCCGCCACUUAAACUUCAACGUAGUAACCUGGCCUCAUACGCGUGUCGGUGCAGAGAAUUGCAGAGGUCUCCCAACUGGUAAGAACUACAACGUGCUGUUCACAAACAGUUGUUGCUUCGGUUGUCGCAGAAAAAUCAAACUUGGGGGUAAUUUUUGCCACUUUCGAAACAAAUUCACUUGUAUAUAAAGGUCGUUGAAAGUCGAAAACGCACUCUGUGUCAAAAGAGGAUACGUUUGUAUUUUAAUGGCACACAAUAAAGUUGUAUGGUUCGGAAGUAUACUUUUCCUGGAAACAGAAUAUAAUUUGCUUCCCUAGGUCACACCUGGUGAGAAGCGUUUGUACCAAUUGAAGAACAAGAGUCUGGAGGGAAGAGCCAAAGGCCACCUUAUCCUGACACUUGAUGUGGAGUAUAACCCUAUAAGGGCCGCUGUAAGGACCGUCAAUCCAAGGGAGCCUAAGGUCAUGUUUGAACCAGCCAAGUUCAAGAGGGCGGUAAGGAUGUGAAGUAGUUGUGCUUAUUUAAUACUUGCAAGUAGAUUACGGGUCUGGACUUUAAAUUUGUGAAUUUUUAUUUGCAGUUAUUGCAGCGCAACAUUGACCGGGUAAAUAAGCUGGUUGCAAGUCUGGUUUCAACUGGAGCAUUCGUUCAAUCACUGUUCACGUGGCAGUACAAGUUUAGAAGUGCUUUUGCUUUUGCAGUAAGUUUUUACUUAUGCGUUCGUGUGCAAUUAUAAUUGAUCAAACGGUUUCAAUCAUUUUUCAAUGAAAAAACAAAGCAAAAACAAAAACAUUUCCAAUUACGUGUACGUUGUGACAAGAGGUAAAUGAGAAGGUUAUAACGCGUUGGUUCGCAUCAGUAAAAUCGAGUCACCAAUUUCAGAGCUCGGACAUAUGUCUGGAAGCACAAUUUCUUCCGUUUGGCUGUGCUUUGCUGUGCUGUAGGGGUACGCACUGUAAAAUGUCAGAAUAUGGGGAGAAACAUGGCGGCCUAAUGGGUAGGGCGCCAAGCCACGGUGUGGAACAUCUGGGUCGACACCUUGCCGCUUGUGUUGUGCCUCUCCACACCCUUAAAAUUUUCAAUGGAUACCAGCAAAAACUGGGAGGCAAACCUGACGUAAUGGUGCGGGCUACGUGUACCUACAUUGAAUCAUCGUCCUGUUUAAAAGGAAUAGCAAUACUCAUAGACCACUGGCUUGAAAUCAAAACUUGCCGAGAUCAGAGAAACCCGUAUUUCGUCAGAAUACUCGUUGACAUCUUUUAAAUUGUUUUCUGUUGCAUUUUUCAGAUCUACAUCAUGUUGUGCUUGAACUUUGACUUCUAUAUUAUACCGUUGACUCUUCUACUUACGUUUCUGAAGCAAUACGUCAUGUGUAUGUUACUUGCUGAGAAGAACGUAAAUCCAGAAGAACAGGUUAGCUUAUCCUACAUUUGAUUAGCGAGGGCUGGAGUGUAUGCUACAGAAGCACAGUUAUCUUGUUCAGUUUGCAUGAUAGACGACCUCUUGCACGAUGUGGUGAAACAUAGCCACUUGACGAUUUGCUAAUGGAAGGAGAAAAUGAAAAUAGUUGACUAAAAUACAGUUGAUGUCAUAAGCCCCACAAGCACGUUAACAUUCCAUUACAUAAUUGCUAUGCAUGGGUUUGUUUCAGUCAAAUUAUAAGAUGCCCCCUUUACCCUCAAGGAACUAGACAGGUAGUCGCUCAUCAUUUUGACUGAUGACCACAGCCAUUAUCCAUCAGUAAGGCUGUCAGGAAACCAUUGUUGUGAAAUCUGUUGAUCAAUUUCAAAUUUGAAUGGCUGUGACAGGAAGGUGCUCCGGUGGACGAGGAAGAAGACGACGAGGAAGAAGAGGAAGAAAAAGGAAAGAAAGGGGUGAGCUGCUGGUCAAUCAACUAUUGGUUCUUAAUUGACAGUGCUCGGUCUUUUGACGAGGCAAUAACUUAAACAUUUGUGGCCUUUUUUUAGGAUAAGGGUAAAAGUUUCAAGGAGAAGAUUGCAGCACUCACAUCCAUCUGUCAAACUGUGCAGAAUGCGUUAGAUAUGGUGGCCUCCAAUGGAGAACGAGUGAAGAAGUAAGGAGUAUAAGUGAUAUGAGUACAUGUGGCCGUUCAUGCUUUUCUUUAAGUUAAUCUAAGUCUAACCAAGCGACAGAAUAUCUUUUGUAAAUCCCAAUUUUUUUCCGUCUGUUUUUGAAUAACUGUUUACGAUGGGUGAGGGCUUAAACUUCUACACUUGGUAUGCAUCCUGCAGUUUUUGCAGACAUUGAUUGACGGUUAUAAACAUUUGUUUCUCUGCAGCACGUUUAACUGGACUGUGCCGUUUUGUUCGUACUUGAUGUGCAUUAUCUUCACACUGGGAACCAUCGUACUUUAUCUUGUACCUCUCAAGUUCUUGCUUCUCGCCUGGGGUAAGCUGGUGUUUUAAUAACUUUCGUCCACUUAGUUAAGUAUGCAUUUGAAUUAUUGAAGGAAGUGCUAAAAAUUGUCAAUGGUUCUUAAUGACUUCAAUAACUUUGGAGACGUUCCGUGGCCUCUAGAUUGUUCUAAGGAAUGUUUGUAUUGGGGUAGUUUCCUUUACUUUCUGUGUGCUAGUUAGAAGUUCAGCUGCAAGUUCGAUGACUGUCACCACAAGAGGGGAAAUUAGAGCCAUGAUACGAAUUGCCGCCUCCAUAUAGUGGUUACUAGCUAUACCAAGUCUUAUUAUACUGAUACAUGUACCUUCACUUGAUAAGACAAAUUGAGGGGCAAUUUUUGGCGGUUGUUGGUAUGUUACCAGAUAAGCCACCGUUUAAGAACUGAGGAGGGUUACGUCUUCGGUAUUGUUUUUCUCAUCACGAUCAUCGUGUUUCUUACCAAGGACCCUCUAAGAUUUGAAUUGUAGUAAUAGCUUAUGGGGCAUGCGUGUUUUUUUUCUUCCUUAGGAAUAAACAAGUUCACGAAGAAGAUCCGCAAACCAAACGCCGUUGAUAACAAUGAACUUGCGGACUUUUUGUCCCGUAUUCCUUCGGAUAUAGAGAUUGUAAGUUUAUGGAACAUACUCACCAAUUUCGUAAUUCAACGACUUGUGAGUAGACCACUUAUCUGCUUAAGAAUAAAAAAGGAACAAUCGAUACCUUGUCAGUGGCUGCCACGUCGAAUUUCAUGACAUGGUCGGCAGUGUUGAGGUCGGAAACUGCUAAUAUUUCGGUUUCAUACUUCACAGUUUCACGUUUCCAACGGCCCAACAAACAACCUCUCAGGUCCCAACCAUGCGAUAUGUUUGUCAUUCAGAUGGGAGGCUUUUGUAACAACGCUUGUUAAGACCAAAGGCUAGUCCCCAGUGAACAGAUAUCGAACUCCCUGCUCAUUCACUUCAAGCCAUGUUUUUACACAGAAUGAAAUUUGAAACUUAAUGUUUUAAUUGAAAGAAAGCUUCAAAAAAUGUUUGUUGGGGGUAGGCAAACAUGGAAAAGCUACUAGGAAGGGGGGGGGGAAGAUGGCAAAUGACGAACUUUUCCGAGAAAAUGUGUUUCUUUAUUCGAAUUUAAUUCUAAUUUACCAAUGCGUUCUUUUCCCUUUGUUGACAGAAAGAGCAAAAGGUACUGAAGACAGACCCGUCUCUCAGGUUAAAGAGGAUCGAUGGUUAGCACGCACAGUGAUACAGUAUGUAUCUUGCAAUGAACUCGAUCAGUUGUUCGACUGCUCUCGAGUGUGGUCCCUGUGCUACGAGUUGAAACUUUUGGGUUAAUCUACGUCGUCGUGGAGAUGAGAAUUUACAAGUGCUUUGAACAUUUUCAGUAAAGAAUUUUGCGAAUUUAGCUCUAUUUAUUAAAUUGUACAGUAUUUAUUACUUCUAGAGAAAAGAGAAAAUUAAUUGGAGAGCGAAAAGUAAGUUAAAUGGCGGCUCCACAGUCACUGAAUUAUAUUGGUUAGGUAGAUAAGUAAUGUGCUGCCUUUAAAAUAUUUAUAUUGGGUUUGGAUGUACAGACUGAAAUAAUUAUAAUGGUUAAAGGGCAAACUUUCGUUUUUUGCACUUCACAAUUUUUGAAUCAGUGAAAGUUCUUUUUCGUUUUGCUUUGUCAAACAACGUAGUUGGAAAAAUAGAACUUGUUUGAAUUCAUUUAAAUUUCAAGCAUGAAGUGGGGUAGUCGGUGAUAAUAAAUUGGUUUUUAAGACUCUCCAGCCAAUUGCUGGUGUCGUGAGUCUCGUCCUUUUUUGGUUUUUGUUUCUUUUCAAAUGAUAUAAUUAGUUAGAGAACGAUCUUGUUUCAUUAAACUUUUUAACUUGUUAAGUAUAGCGUGUAAUUUUGACUACAAGGUAUGGGUUUAGCAAGAAAAGAUGACGCUCCGUCAUUGGCACACCGUUGAGACAAUCAAGCAAUACUCCAUGUGUGUACACCAUACCAUUUUCGUACCCUUUCCAUCUUUUAGUGUCGUUUUGAUUCCGGGUGGUACAAGGGAGUGCGGUAAGUGCUGUUCGCUUUUGUCAUGUUAGGUGGCAACAUUCUGAAAAGUGAAGUUCUCAGUUGCCAUAAAACAAUUUGUUUGAACAGGUUUUGUGCGCGGUUGAAAAUUCUUUGAUCCUAUACGUCUGUAGGUCUAAUAACUGAGUAAUGAGUAAAGGGGUAAGUUUCUAAAGAAACUGUGGUGCUGCGUCAGUGGGAGAGUAUAGCAGGUAAUUUAAUGUUAACAACUGAGUUGAGAACUUGAACACGGCUGACCCAGAGGUCUCUCACUGCUUCAUGGGCUGCACAGGG